CAAAGAACCGAGGCUUGCAUACCGAGUACCGAGGCAACAACUGCUCAUUGGGAUCAGAAAGUCUUGGAUCGUGGACAGUGCGAGUCGUGAGUUACGCGGAGAGACCCAACGUCAUUGGUGUAGCGCGUCGUCAUUGAUUAUAAUUAUUUUUAUAAUUUAAUCUGUACCUAAAGUCAAUUCAUUUUUGUACCUAAUUUUGUACACCGAGUGUUAGAUAUUUUUUGUUUAACAACAAACCCAGUAAUCAUUUGAAUUAAAUUUUUCACGACGACGUUGCUAAUUGUGGUGAUUGAAAUUUUGUUUUGGAAGUGCAGGAAGAGAGAUAGAAGAAGAAGGAGAAAAGUUGUGUGAGGUAUCAUUGUUGGUAAAGAAGAUAAUUUGAUUAGUAAAGUCUAAAAUAGUGAUUAAAACAUAAUAAAGUAAAUAAACUACCACGACUACUGUGUGAAAGAAGUAGUGGUAUGUUUUUUUAUUCCACGUUAAAUUGAAGAGCCAACGUUAUUAUUAUUAUUCCGACCGCUACGCUUGCUGGCGACGCCAUUUUGACGAGACUGAGUUGUAGUACAAUUGGAAAGUUGUGUACCGUAAAAUAAAAUAUUUUUUUGUUGUAUGUAAACCGUGAUCUCACGUUACUGAUUAUAUUUUUUUUCUUUACUUAAAAGUUUUGUAAAGAAAAAUUAAGUACCAGUCGAAGACCUGGCGACGAGGAAGAAGAAGAAAAUUUUUAAAAAUUCAUUUAUCAAUUAUAUUGUCAGCCAUAAACAAUAAAAUAUGAGGGUGGAAAUAGUAUCAGCGACGGACUUUUUAGUCCAAUUACUGAGAAUAAGAUCAGACCACAUGCCCGAGUAUCAUUUGUCAGAGCAUCAACUGGAGAUGUUCAAAUUAUCACUGACCGAGGUAUUGCGACACCAUUAUACGGAUCAUUGGUUCCCUGAUACUCCAAACCGUGGAUCUGGUUACCGCUGCCUCCGUAUCAAUGGGAAAAUGGACCCCGUGAUCGCCCAAGCAGGAGCCAACGUAGGCCUGGUGCCAAGACUACUCCGAGCAUCGUUCCCGAGGGAACUGACGAUGUGGAUCGACCCUUCAGAAGUUUCAUACCGAAUUGGAGAAAACGGGUCCAUCUGUGUUUUAUACGAACGGAGUGAACCGGAACCCGAAGAAAUAACACCGAGGCCAUCUUCAUCAUCAUCAUUAUCAUCAUCGUCCUCGUCAACUUACUCAUCGAGCUCAUCAGCCUCCUCAUCAUCCGGUAUGUCACCGUCACCCACAUCGUCCCUUGGCAGCAUUUCUCAACAACAGCAAUUUGAGAGCUGCAAGGGCUCACUUAUGCACGAGCACUCGCAAUUUAAUGAGCAAUUCGCGGCGUUUGUCUCCAGUUGAAUUAUCAAUAAUAAUAAUAUUAAUAUAUCACGACGGGCCUAGUGCUACGUCUAAAUCUUCUUGUGUUUCCUCGUAUUGUUUCGCCAA
Messenger RNA from Microplitis demolitor, 1467 nucleotides. RefSeq names its product protein BTG2. Bases 772 to 1380 code for a protein of 202 amino acids. Lineage: Eukaryota; Metazoa; Arthropoda; Insecta; Hymenoptera; Braconidae. The record is from RefSeq and is a predicted model, not a curated record. The transcript has a single exon. Gene Ontology annotation, cellular component: nucleus; cytoplasm. Gene Ontology annotation, biological process: negative regulation of mitotic cell cycle; negative regulation of cell population proliferation.